Molecule: messenger RNA, 1814 nt
Organism: Gadus chalcogrammus (walleye pollock)
Lineage: Eukaryota; Metazoa; Chordata; Actinopteri; Gadiformes; Gadidae
Gene: slc17a7a
Product: solute carrier family 17 member 7a
Exons: 14
Coding region: 165-1814 (549 amino acids)
Biological process (GO): neurotransmitter loading into synaptic vesicle; regulation of synapse structure or activity; transmembrane transport
Cellular component (GO): excitatory synapse; synaptic vesicle membrane
Molecular function (GO): L-glutamate transmembrane transporter activity; neurotransmitter transmembrane transporter activity
Source: RefSeq, a predicted model, not a curated record
UGCGUUAGCGUGCAGAUGGAGUGUGCACGGUUGUGGAGAGGGUAGGAAAGGGAUGGGAUGAGUGUGAUCGAGAGGGAGGAAAGAGAAAAGGGCUGGGCGCGUUCAAGCGGGAUAAGGGCGCGCGCAGGACCACAGCACACCGGCCGGGUCAACGAGCUGCAAGGAUGGAGAUCCGACCAGAUAGGUUUAAGGCGGUGGCGGGAAAAACGCUUGGGAAAAUACACAGGCUGAUAGAGAAGAGGCAGCCCAAUGGAGAGACCAUUGAGCUGUCAGCAGAGGGUCGACCCGAGGUGGUGGUGGAGAAGGAGAUGCCGGUGGUGGACUGCACCUGCUUCGGCCUUCCUCGCCGCUACAUCAUCGCCAUCCUGUCGGGCCUGGGCUUCUGCAUCUCCUUUGGCAUCCGCUGCAACCUGGGCGUGGCCAUCGUCAGCAUGGUCAACGACCACACCGUCUUCAAGGGCAACAAGGAGGUCCUGGUGGUAAGUGCCGCUCAGUUCUCCUGGGACCCAGAGACGGUUGGCAUGAUCCAUGGCUCCUUCUUCUGGGGCUACAUCGUCACGCAGAUCCCCGGGGGGUUCAUCUGCCGGAAGUUUGCAGCCAACAGGGUGUUUGGCUUCGCCAUCGUAGCGACGUCCACCCUCAACAUGCUGAUCCCUUCUGCUGCACGCUGCCAUUACAGCUGUGUCAUCUUAGUCAGGAUAUGCCAGGGCCUGGUUGAGGGCGUAUCGUACCCGGCCUGCCACGGUAUUUGGGCCAAGUGGGCUCCGCCGUUGGAGCGGAGUCGCCUGGCAACAACAGCCUUCUGUGGGUCCUAUGCUGGGGCCGUGGUGGCCAUGCCACUAGCCGGCAUACUGGUGCAGUACACUGGCUGGCCGUCUGUUUUCUAUGUCUAUGGUAGCUUUGGGAUCUUCUGGUAUUUGUUCUGGAUCCUGGUGUCGUACGAGAGUCCGGCCAUUCACCCAACCAUCACAACAGAGGAGAGGGAGUACAUCGAAGAGGCCAUCGGCGAGUCCACUUCCUUCGCCAAUCCACUUCAGAAAUUCAAAACCCCAUGGAAGGCUUUCUUCACCUCCAUGCCGGUGUAUGCCAUCAUUGUGGCAAACUUCUGCAGGAGCUGGACGUUCUACCUCCUGCUCAUCAGCCAGCCUGCCUACUUUGAAGAGGUCUUUGGCUUUGAGAUUAGCAAGGUGGGCAUGGUGUCUGCCCUGCCCCACCUUGUAAUGACCAUUGUGGUGCCCAUUGGGGGCCAGCUGGCCGACUAUCUGAGGACUCACAACCUCAUGAGCACCACCAAUGUCAGGAAGAUGAUGAACUGUGGAGGAUUUGGGAUGGAGGCCACUCUUCUUCUCGUGGUUGGCUUCUCUCACACUAAGGGGGUCGCCAUCUCCUUCCUGGUGCUGGCAGUUGGUUUCAGUGGUUUUGCUAUCUCAGGCUUCAAUGUCAAUCACCUGGACAUCGCGCCGCGGUACGCUAGCAUCCUGAUGGGUAUCUCCAAUGGUGUGGGGACCUUAUCGGGGAUGGUGUGUCCCCUCAUCGUGGGCGCCAUGACUAAACACAAGACCCGUGAUGAGUGGCAGUACGUGUUCCUGAUAGCUGCACUCGUACACUAUGGAGGAGUCAUAUUCUAUGGAAUAUUUGCGUCCGGAGAGAAGCAACCUUGGGCAGACAUAGAAGACACCAGUGAGGAGAAGUGCGGCAUCAUCGACGAGGACGAGCUCGCGAAUGAGACGGAAGAGAUGUACCGCGGGGGCGGGCAGUAUGGAGCCAUGAGCCAACCGAUGAGCCAUGGACAAUUUGACAGCCAUACGAGCUGA